GACCUGUAAAUGUCAGCAGCUGCAGACCUUUUUUUCUACCUACAGCUAAUAGCCUCGAGGGGCUUACUAACUUCGUCGAACAUGUAGGCGAGUUUACCGGGCUCAGCUUAAAAUACUUUGCUAACACCUGCCCUAGCAAGAGCAGUGCUUAUCUGAAUCUACCACCGGAUCGAAAUCGUGACUAUUCGUGACUCAUUCAGAAGAUCCGGGGAGAAACUCAGUGUGCUGUGUCUGUGGAUUAAGAUGCACGUCGGACCCUUCGUCGCAUUCGACCAGAACAUUUACCGAUGCUUGGAAAAGAAACCAAGAGUGAAUUGGAAAGAUCCGAAAUAACAUGUUUAGGGUGACGUGGCCGCGCGACCAUUUAUCGUUAAGUUGUCUAGAAUGGCUAAGAAUGUUAAGGUGUUGCGCAGAUUUUUCAAAAAAACCUUCCAACACUGUCUUAGAUAUAGAUUCUAAUUCAAGAAGGUCAUGAAGAUCUAAACUUCCGAGGUGCUCCGACAGCUAUUCUGCAAAAACGGGAUUGAAUGACUUGUUAGGGGCUUAUAAUAAAAUAUAAUAAAAAUCAAACCCGCAAAAUUAUAAUUUGCGUAAUUACUGGUGGUAGGCGCGCGACUUCAACCACCCUACCUAUUUCUGCCGUGAAGCAGUGAUGCGUUUCGGUUUGAAGGGUGGGGCAGCCGUUGUAACUGUACUGAGACCUUAGAACUUAUAUCUAAAGUUGGCGCAUUUACGUUGUAGAUGUCUAUGGGCUCCAGUAACCACUUAACGUCAGGUGGGCUCGUCCACCUAUCUAAGCAAUAAAAAAAAUAUAGGUACGGGCCGCGUGAUCGAAUACUACUCUUACAUUAGUCAUGACCGGAGCGGACAAUGGACAUGACUCCAGUCUUAAUCUAAACAAAAGAUUUUGUUUUACAUUUUGUUAAUUGCUUGAUUGGAGAAAAAAAAGAAAAAAUAAAAAAAAAUAAAGAAGAUUGGAGAAAACGAAAAACUCUGGCGUACCAGCUUGACAGUUGACAUUGCGUUGCAGUUUCAGACAAAAUAAACAUAGGAAAAUGAAGGAAAUAGAACUUUGUUAUUGUAUUUAACAACUCUGCGCUUUCAGUAUAAAUAAAAAAUCAACGAAUGAAACAUAAAAAAUUCAAUGAACCUACGUAUUUUUCUCUUUAAUUACCUACCCUUUGAAAUAAACAGUAGUUGACUGUCGUAGAAGGCCGUGAUAAACUUAAAGACUUGCUAAUGUAAUUAAAAAUCACUUAGCAGUGACCAUUACCAACAGGUUACAGCAGUAUACGGCUGACAUUUCGCAACCAACAGCACUACCUUAUCAUAACAUUAAGUUAUUGGGUCGACGCUCCGCUCCAUUCACCGCAGAGUUCGCGCUCACAAUUGAGAAAGUAACUGUAAAUCUUAAUACGUGUCGGGAGAAUAAUUUGUGAUAAUCAUGACUAAAACGAAAAUAAAUGCUGACUUAAUAAAGGAGAGGAGUAAAUGCACGUUCAAUAUCACGGAAUUAACGAAUUUAAUAGACGGCGGAGCUCAUUUGACCGAGGAAAGAAAAAAAAGAGAAGAGAAAGUACUGAAAGAAGGAAUCCAUAUCGAUCAAGUUCCAUCAGAAUACUUAAGCCACAAAGAGAAAUAUGAACUGGCUAUCAAAAAGGCAUCAUUAAUGUUUAAAUUACUCAGAAAAUGGCAAGAGGAGGAGAACACAGGAAUGGAAAAUUACAGGGCUGUGCUCGGUGGUGCUCUUGGAUCAGCAAUCCUAGAAGAUGGCUCUCCUCUCACCCUGCACUAUGUGAUGUUUAUACCAACAUUGAUGGGGCAAGGAACAGUAGAACAACAAGCAUAUUGGAUAGGAAGAGCAUUCAAUGUAGACAUCAUUGGAACUUAUGCACAGACAGAACUGGGUCACGGUACUUUCGUCCGUGGUCUUGAGACAACAGCAACAUACGACCCCAAGACUAAAGAAUUUGUACUACACAGUCCAUCUUUAACUGCAUAUAAAUGGUGGCCAGGAGGAUUGGCUCACACGGCCAACUAUUGUAUCGUGAUGGCUCAGCUGUACACCGCCGGGAAAUGCCACGGCAUCCACGCCUUCAUCGUUCAGUUACGCGACGAAGAGACUCAUAUGCCUUUGCCAGGUAUAAAAGUCGGCGAAAUCGGUGCGAAACUUGGUAUGAACGGAACGAAUAAUGGAUUCUUGGGCUUAGAACACGUGAGGAUCCCUAGAGAGCAUAUGCUGAUGAAGAACGCUAAAGUUUUAGAGGACGGUACGUACGUUAAUUCGCCUAGCUCGAAGCUGACGUACGGAACAAUGAUGUUCGUGCGCGUUGUUCUCGUGAACGACAUGUGCAAUUAUAUGGCUAAAGCUGUCACGACCGCGACCAGGUAUUCGGCGGUCAGACAUCAGUCGCAACCGAAACCCGACGAACCUGAACCUCAAAUAUUGGAUUACGUAACGCAACAACACAAAUUAUUCGUUGGUAUAGCUUCGGUGCACGCCUUCAAGCUCAGCGCCAACUGGCUGUGGAACAUGUACAACAACGUCACCGCUGAACUCGAGUCGGGGGACAUGGAGAGGCUGCCAGAGCUGCACGCGUUGUCGUGCUGCCUGAAGGCGGUGAGCACGGCGGACGCGGCGCAGUGCGUGGAGCGGUGCCGGCUGGCGUGCGGCGGCCACGGCUACAUGCUGUCCUCCAACCUGCCCACCAGCUACGGGCUGGUCACCGCCGCCUGCACGUACGAGGGCGAGAACACCGUGCUACUGCUGCAGACCGCCAGAUACCUGGUGAAGGCGUGGCAGCAGGCGGCGGGCGCAUCGCAGCUCACGCCGACCGUGGCGUACAUCCGCCGCGUGACGUCAGGCCGCCGCGCGCCGCCCUUCGACUCGUCGCUCGCCGGACUCAUCGACGCCUUCCACACGGUCGCCGCGGGUAAAAUAGGCCUUUGCGUGGCGAACAUAGAAAAACGUCAAAAGGAAGGCUUGUCGUACGAGGACGCUUGGAAUAUGACUUCGGUUCAACUCACUCAAGCUUCAGAGGCUCAUUGUCGCGCCAUAUUAUUGUUGACUUACCACGAACAAACCGAGAUGCAAUGCAAGAACGCUUCGCCGGAACUACGCGAGGUGCUCUCGCAACUGGUCGACCUGUACGUCGUGUACUGGACCUUGCAAUGCGUCGGGGAUCUCUUGAGGUUCACAUCGAUAUCGGAACGUGAUAUUGAACGAUUGCAGCGCUGGUACGAAGAUUUACUGUCGCAACUGAGGCCGAACGCAGUUGGACUUGUAGACGCUUUCGACAUACGCGACGAGAUUUUGCAUUCAGCAUUAGGCGCGUACGACGGACGCGUGUACGAGCGCCUGAUGGAGGAGGCGCUGAAGAGUCCUCUCAACGCGGAGCCCGUCAACAGAUCCUUCCACCAGUACCUCAAACCUCUCAUGCAGGGGAAACUUUAAUAAGCCAAUCUUUACUACACUGUGAUACUCAAAAGACUAAAUCAAACAAACGCUCUCAGAACAUUGUCGUUAUAAAUACAGCUAGUACAAAAUGAUUACCAAUAAAUGACUACUCUAACAAAUGAAUAUAAAGUUAAUUUACAUUGCUGCGUACGGAAGUCUUAAUAGAUUAACGGAAUUUACUGAGACAUUAUUUCAUCUCAUCUCGUUUUAAGAAGGGUGGGGCAGCCGUUGUAACUAUUAUGAGACAUUUGAACAUAUAUCUCAAAAGUGGGUGGCGGCAUUUACGUUGUAGAUGUCUAUGGGCUCCGGUAACCACUAAACACCAGGUAGGCUGUGAGCACGUCCACCCAUCUAAGCAGUAAAAAAAUGAAAAACCCUAUAUAAAGAUGUAUGAAAUAUACAUUUAAAUAACAUGCAUGCAACGUGCAUACAUCUAAUAAAGUAAGCUAAAGGAAUAUUACUUUCUUAAGUACUAUUUUCUGUUGAAUUUGUGUUAAUAGUAGUUAAUGUCCCAAUUUACCUUUCAUGUUACUUCUUAAUUAAUUGUAAGCGGGAAACGAUAGUGAUAUAAGGUGUGAUUAUAAUAUUUAAGAUUUAAAAAAAUAUGAUUGAAACUCUAGCGGUCAGGUACAUUACUAAAACAUUUGGAACUCUACAAAAUUAACAAAAAAAUAUUUAAAAAAACUGUUUAAUUUUAAGGUACCUAUGUAAUGUUUUCAAAAAAGAAAUGUUAUCCUAGAAAUGUUCACCUUUGUUAUUAGAAGGAAUUAGUACGUUUUUCAAACACAGUAGUUUUACAAGGGUUGAUUUCGCUCGAAUUGUUAAUUUUGUAGAUAUCGACGGGUUAUAUGCUUUGUAAUGGUCAAGGUCACUGCAAACAAAGGAUUUUGUCAAUGACAAAAGAUACCAAAUUAACAAAUGAUUAUUUUCAAUAAUAAUAUUUUCUUCUCAGUCGUGUCACUCUUGACAGAGUGGUCGUGAUCGUCAUGUAGUGUUGGAAGGGGCAGACUUGAUGCGUCUCACGAUGUCGCGCCAUCUCUAUAAAUAAUAAUAAUGUCUGUAAUAAUUAAAUAUUACAAAUGUUUAACUUCAAGGUGAAAUAAAAAAACUAUAUCAGACAAUUAUUGUACGAGGCAACAAUUAGGUAACCAACAUUAGAAAGGUGGCGGCUAUUAUACGUGUAAUAGAUUAAAUAGUUAACGAAAUAUAUUUAAUUGAAUAUUAAUUACAGUAUUCAAUGAAAUUAUAUGAGAUUAUAGAAUUUAUUUAAAUAUAAAUAAAAUUUAUAUAUUUUUUUUAUUAAAA
Messenger RNA from Bombyx mori (domestic silkworm), 4762 nucleotides. Its product is annotated as probable peroxisomal acyl-coenzyme A oxidase 1. Bases 1445 to 3454 code for a protein of 669 amino acids. The record is from RefSeq and is a predicted model, not a curated record. Gene Ontology annotation, molecular function: acyl-CoA oxidase activity; fatty acid binding; FAD binding. The transcript is spliced from 14 exons. Lineage: Eukaryota; Metazoa; Arthropoda; Insecta; Lepidoptera; Bombycidae. Gene Ontology annotation, cellular component: peroxisome. Gene Ontology annotation, biological process: fatty acid beta-oxidation using acyl-CoA oxidase; lipid homeostasis.